Molecule: messenger RNA, 1239 nt
Organism: Cladophialophora yegresii CBS 114405
Lineage: Eukaryota; Fungi; Ascomycota; Eurotiomycetes; Chaetothyriales; Herpotrichiellaceae
Product: actin cytoskeleton-regulatory complex protein end3
Exons: 1
Coding region: 1-1239 (412 amino acids)
Biological process (GO): endosomal transport; endocytosis; actin filament organization
Cellular component (GO): plasma membrane; cytoplasm
Molecular function (GO): protein binding; calcium ion binding
Source: RefSeq, a predicted model, not a curated record
AUGUCUGGCACCAAACGAAUCGAGAAGUGGGAAAUCGACCGAUACUGGGAGAUCUUCUCCUCGCUGGUCCAACAACCCGCCUCGCCGUCGUCGCGGCUGACGAACCAGGCCGCAGCCAAUGUCCUCCGCAACUCGCAACUGAGAGAUGACCAGCUCGAGAGGGUGUGGGAUCUGGCCGACGUCGACGGCGACGGCGAGCUAGACUUUGAAGAGUUCUGUGUCGCGAUGCGUCUGAUCUUCGACUUGGUCAACGGGGAAUACCAGGACGUGCCGAAAAGCCUGCCAGAUUGGCUGAUUCCCGAGAGUAAAGCACACCUAGUCCAGGCGAACCGCGCCUUGACCGGCCAUUCGCAGGCGCAAUUUGAGAGGAUCGAGGAUGACGAAGAAGAUGCUGGCCUGAAAGACGGGUUUGACUGGUACAUGAACCCGGGUGACAAGCGCAAGUACGAGGAGAUCUAUUCGGCGAACAAGGACCGCAGGGGAGAAAUCAGCUUUGAGAGCUUGCAUACACUCUACGGCAGUCUGGAUGUGCCAGACACGGAUGUGAGGAGUGCUUGGAAUCUGGUCAACACGAGUGGCCGCAAGACCAUAUCGAAGGAUGCUUGUCUCGCAUUCCUACACAUUCUCAACUAUCGCCACGAAGGGUUCCGGAUACCGCGCACCGUCCCUCCGAGUCUGCGAGCCAGUUUCGAGGGGAAUCAAAUUGACUACCAGAUCGACAGUGUCCGGAACAGGCCCAACAAAUACGACGAGGACACUUCGACUGGACGGAAAGCCAAGUUCGGCGACGCCUACCUUAGCCGCAUUGGGGGCAGAGGUGGUUCCGCCUACGAGCCGAAAGGGACCGAUUUCUCAGACGUGGUCGAGGAUGAAGACCUGGAAAAGGUACGGCUCUUGCGAGAGUUGAGGGAACUCGAGGCCCAGCACGAUGCGGCGACUGCGGCCUCGGAUAGGAGACGAAAGCAAAAGACGGAGAAUGGAGGUCCAAGACAGCCGGGCAAGACGAAUUGGACCCUGGUCAAACGAGAGGCGCAGCAGAUGCUCGAAUACAAGCAGCGGCAGUACGUGGCAUUGAACUCGGAAGAUGCCAACACGUCAGGCGGAGACUUGAAGAGGCUCCGAGACGACCUGGCCUUGGUAUCGGAGCAGAUCGACGGGCUCGAGUCGCAUCUGAGGAAGCGAGAGGCAGAGCUCGAAAGCAUACGCCGCGAGAUAGAGAACGAGAAGUCGAGUAGAUGA